Spodoptera exigua (beet armyworm) is the source of this 3881-nucleotide messenger RNA. The record is from the annotation of a GenBank genome assembly. NCBI's taxonomy places the organism in Eukaryota, Metazoa, Arthropoda, Insecta, Lepidoptera, Noctuidae.
AUGUGGGUGGAUACAGGCGGGGACCUGAUCAGCAAGCAGGCGGUGCUGUGCCACCGCGUGCUGCGUCUGGCGCGCGCGCUGGGCGCGAGCGGGCAGCUGGGCCCGCGCGACUGGAAGCAGCUGCUGCUGCUGCUGCUGGCGGCCGCGUCGGCGCUGCUGUCGCCGCCCGCGCCGCACCACUCCGCCGCCGAGCAGCUCUGCGAGCGCGUGCUCUGCGUGCUCUUCGAGGUCUGGAUACUGGCCUGCCACAGAUGUUUCCCAGUGCCCCCACUAUGGCGUACACUGCGCGAGCAGUGCGUGCGCUGGCGGCACCGCGCGCCGCUGACGGAGCAAUGGACGCGCGCCUCGCUCGCUCUCACCGCCAGGCUGCUCAAACACAUGUACGGGCCACUCUUCCCCGUUAUGCCCAUCAGCGAGGAGGAUGCAAACCUAAUUCCCCCGGACAUGAGCGCGGAAGCGGUAAUGCAGAGCUGGUACCGCAUCCUCCACACUAUCGGGAACCCAGUCGAUCUCUGCCGACCUCAUGUGAUCAGCCAGACUCCUGACUUUUUACAGUAUUCUAUCACUCAAGAUGAAGGCAGUAGGGAUCCCAGCCAGCAUCCUUGCCUGCAGGCUUUACCCUCCAUCUUCCACAAAGCUAUGAAGGGUAUAGCUGCCCACGUAGACGCAUUCCUAGUACGAGUAAGUGGGGGUGUAGGGCGCGGGUCGGAGCGGUGGUGGGGCGCGGGCAGCGCGGCGGGCGCGGCGCCGGAGCCCGAGGACGGCGACCUCACGCCGCCCGCGCACCGCCGCCUCGCCAAGUCAUUCAGCGUCUCCGCCUCCAGACCACGAGACAAACUGCCCGAACGAAUGGGCGAAUCAGAGAAGCCACCGUUAACACCGCUCCGUCCGAAGGUAAACUCCAUCUUGCAUCUGUUUGGCGAAUGGCUGUUUGAGGCGGCACUCAUUGGGACCACUCCACAAUACAACAACCAACAACGUACGGAAGGUACUCCACCGCCUCCGUCCUUGUCUGACGCUACUUAUAAGCUGAACAUGCUCAGCUACCAACCAGGUCGCGCGGAGGCGCUGGGCACGCUGUGCCGCGUGCUGUGCUCGAAGCAGUGCCGCGAGGAGGUGCACCCGCCCUACCUGGCGCGCUGCUACGCCGCGCUGCAUCGCGGCCUCAGGGACCCCGCCACCGCCGCCGCCGUCGUGCUCAACGCGCCUGACAUCUUCCGCCUGGAUCUGGAUGGUGUCUUAGUCCUGGUCCCAGACUUCAUCAACGCAUUAGACCAAAUACUCUCAGAAAGAGAGCCCAGGCUGGAGUGUGGUAACAUAGAUAAGAGAGAACUUCGCAAAGCUGCCAUAAGUGCACUCUUGUCUCUAGUCGCGUUCCCAUACCAUUACAAGGGCCUACCAGUUCCUGAGUUUCCUGGAUGUAAUGAAUACGCGGGCAUGACGCUGGGCGAGCUGACCCGCGGGCGUAUCUCGUUGAUCUGCGUGUCGGCGGUGCAGACGGAGACGGUGGACGCGCUGGCCGUGCCGCUGCUGAGCGCGCUGUACCUGUGCGUGCGCCACAACGCCGCGGCCGCGCCCGCGCCCCCCGCCGCCCCCUCCUCCGCCUCACACACCACCGACUACAAAGAGGCGAUAGAGCGCAAGCGCGCAGUGCGUUGGAUCUGCGACUACAUCACGGUGCAGUGCAGCCGGCCCCCGCAGGCGCACUCGCGCGACCUGCACUCCUGCGUGGUGGCCGCCUACUCCUGCCUGGCCGCCUGGCUCUGCCCCGCACUGCUCGCUGACCAGGACUGCAUUGCCACGCUGCUCGAGGUCGUCGAGCUUGGCAUCUCCGGGAGAAAACCUGGAGAGCCUCCAAAGAUGAAGGACGAGAAAGAACUGAAACCCGUCUCUAUGAGAGUUCGGGAUGCUGCUGAAUCUUUGCUCAUGUUGAUUCUGGAACAGCAAAUAGGCAACGGUGGCAAUGGUUCGUCGUGGUGCCGCCUGGACGAGCGCUGGCUGUCAGCGUUGGGACACGGGCGUCUCCGACACUUCGUGGCCGACGGGAACAUACUGCUGUCUCUAUUAGAGGAGCCGCUUAGCAACAGCCAGGAGCCGCAGCCUACGCUUAUUGCAUUUAUGAACAAGUCCAUCAAGAUUUACAUCAUCGAUAUCGAUGAUUUACCAUCGUUUAAGUGGAAUAUAAAUGGCUGUGUACAGGGUAGCCCGAGUCGGCUGGUGGCGCUGGACGACACGGCGCCCGGGUUCGCGGCAGCCCUGCGGCGUCUGGACGCGUGCGGCGCGCGCGCCUGCGUCACGGUGCACGUGUUCUGCGCGCGCGCAGGCCAGCGCUCCGCCGCGCAGAUUGUGGCCAACGCGCGCAGCCGGGCCACUGUGCCGCCCGCCUUCAUACGCAUGCUGCAGGGACUAGGCACCCCAGUCCGAGUGCGCGGUCACCCUGGCUGGGCGGGGCACGUGGACACAAGCUACGACGCGCCCCCGCAGCCCGCCAGCCAACCACUCGGCGAGCCCGCGCCCGCUAUGUAUGACGCUAGGGAACAGGUACUUUAUUGGUCGGACUCGACGAAUGAAAUAGCGUUCGUAGUACCAUCGGGCCGGGAGAGUAUGGACAGCGAGGAUCGAAACGACAGUAUUAAGUCUGAUGUCGAUGGUUCCUGCUUGUCUAAUCGUUCAGAGAAGGGCGCUGGGUCCUGCUGGGACGUGUCUAGCGGUGGGAGCGUGGGUGGGUACGAGCGCAGCGUGUCGGAGUCGGAGCGCGGCGAGCGCGGCAAGCUGGGGGACAAGCUGCGCGCGCUGUCGCUCGACCUGGACAAGCAGCCCGCCGCGCAUCUCGCUGGUAGCGGCAGACGCAACAGAGAUUACACCACGAAGAUCCUCAUCAUAUGGCUGGAAGACUACGAGGAUCACUUGAAUUUACCGAUAGACGAGCUGUUGUCGUACUGCGAGACGGGCCUGCCGUGGCGGCGCCACGAGGUCUGCGUCGUCUGCGUGUCGGCGCGGCGCUGCGGGCUCGUGCGCGUGCAGUGCGCGGGGGGCGCGGGGGGCGCGGGCGCGGGCGCGGGGGGCGGCGGGGGCGCGGCCAACGGGGUGCUGGCGGACGGCGCGCUGCUGGCGCCGCGCCUGCUGCCGGCCACGCUGCGGCGCGCCGCCAUCGACGCCGCCAGGCGCACCAGGCUCAACACCGACCUGUACCAGCCCCCACACGUGCGACGUCGCCACUUAAUCCAAGAGUUAGCACAGCAAUAUAAGAAGGACCUCACCGAACCAGAACUCCUUGAAUCACUUUUCAGGAAUCCGUAAUUAUAAUUUUAAUACACGCAUGUCAAGUUAACCUCUCUUAUCAAAUACGAUUUUCAACCGUAUCUCGUUGUGAUAAAGUUGAGAAUUAUUUUCGACUUCGGGUAGUUUGAUGCAAGCGCCUGUAAUCACAGCCUAAUAAUCAAGCUUGUUAGAUACAAGUAAUAUUUUUACACGUAACUUGUUUAUGGCGGCACAGAAAUUUAAAUUUUAUUUUGUCUAAAUAAAAGCUAUUUGUGAUAAAAUUGCUGCGUAAAGGAUAUUUAGUCUUAUUGCAAGAGUAUUGAUAAUACGACACGUGAAUUUCGCUUGUCAUCUGCGGGAUGAACGCUAACAAAGUAUGAAUUAAAGUAUUGCUUAUUUACAUUGAAAUAAGGUUAUUUUUCGCUCCAAGCUUUCUGUGGAAUGACAGAAUACAGCUAAUGUUUUUAUGAAAUAAAAACUUUAGCUUGUAUUGAGGCUCUAAUUUAUUAAAUACAAUAUUGGUAUUAGUUUAUAUUUAGCAAUUUUGUCCAUAGCCAUAUGGAUAUAUGUAUAAACUAGGUGACCUAACCAUGUCAUGUUGUAAUCAGUGUUAAGCAAAC